This is a messenger RNA of Drosophila pseudoobscura, 717 nucleotides long. RefSeq names its product hepatoma-derived growth factor-related protein 3. Lineage: Eukaryota; Metazoa; Arthropoda; Insecta; Diptera; Drosophilidae. The record is from RefSeq and is a predicted model, not a curated record. Bases 120 to 608 code for a protein of 162 amino acids. The transcript has a single exon.
GGCAGCAUUGGCAAGAAGAUCGAGCCAUCUUAUUUUUGGCAUCUUUCUUCCGCAGAAAAUUGCACAGCCGAUUGUGAGUUUGCAUUCAUUUCGAGGUUAUUUCUGGAAAAUUGAACAAAAUGGGAACUCGAAAGAAGGCUCCAUUCACCGCUGGACAGUUCGUGUUCGGAAAAGUAAGAGGAUUUCGCGCAUGGCCAGGCCGACUUAUUAAUGAGCUUGGCAGUGCAUACAAUGUCUAUUUCUACGGCACGUGCGACUAUGCAAAGGUGCCAAAGAAUAAAAUUUUUGACUUUGCAAAGACUUGUAAGCGGUACGGAAAAGUGCACGAUCGGAACUCCAAGGUCUGCCGAUCGUUCCAAGAAGCAAUGUCGCAAAUACAGAAGGCUGUGUCCCAGCCCAGCUUGGAUUUUGGCUACUUUACUAUGGUGGCUCACCUAGAGCAAAACUGUGGAGAGUCGGACUCCGACUCGGACUCGGACUCGGGUACUUUGGAUUUGAGCGGCGCCGAACUUAAGGGGAAACUUGUACCCUUUCGUCACAUAGUCGCCGACAGCGACACGGACACAGAAAUGUCUUCAGAACCAAAGAAAACUCCAAAUUCACAAUAAUAAUUCCUAUUUUUCUGUGUGAAGUAAUUUUAACCUCAAAUUUUUUCAACGAAUAUGUAUGGUUAUCAAAUAAGAAACCUUUGAAUAAAUAACACCUAUGUAACUCCAA